UUGUGGAGCUAAAGAGCUCUGGGCAAGUCACCCUCGCAUCAUUAUCGAUUCUAUUCUAAUUGAAAAUGUUGUGUCUACAUGUGGUGCUAUUUCUACUGGGAUUGUUGGCUUUUUCUCGAGCGGAUACCUUGGUGCAGCUCCAUGUGAAUCGUCCCUACAAUGAUGUCAACGAGAAGUUCGUGAGCUUCGCUGUGAGGCCUGAGGAUAUGUACGAUGCUCUCGAUGGGAAGAAUCGUAAAGCUGUCACUAGCAUGGCUGCACUGCUUGGAGAUGCCUAUGUCAAGUUCAUUGGUGACUUCUAUUUUGCCACCAAUGCGCCGACACGUCUCCGUAAUCCCACCAAGAUCAUUUGGAAGGGAUUCAAUCGCUGGACACGCGCCGUCAAUUGGACGAUGAUUAUUCCGGUGCCUUACGCUCCGGAUGAGUGGGAUUCCAUGCACACUCUCAAGAUUCUGAACACCUCCUAUAUGGUGGGAAUUACGGACUGCAUCUGGCAGCUUGGCACCGACUUUGGCACAUCGCGGGCGAAGGAUUACGUGCAGGAGCUGAGCACAUUGAAGCUUAUGACGGACACCUUCAGUCCCUACGUGGAUAGCUGGCAAGUGAUGGGUGCGGAUAUCUCAGCUGGCAGCAGCGCUGAGGAGACUCGCAAAUAUGUGGACAUGUCCAAGGAUUUGAACGCGGCUUUCGGCUGGACACAGCCCGCCAAUAUGCUGCCCACAACUAGUCUCGGUAGCUACAUUUACGACAGCGAUCCGGCAUUGAGGACACUGCAACAACAACGAGUGCCACUUUGGUUGACGUUACCGGAAGAGCGUUCAGCGGCGCAGUCCAUAAGCAAGCGGUUGAUGGGAGACGAGACGACGGAUGCUCUGCGCUGGGCACAGACACUGGGAGAUGUGGCGAGCGGCGGCUUCGAUGUGAUCUUCAAGCGGAUGAGCCUUGAGGACUUUGAGAGGCCCAAUUUCAGUUACUAUGUGACCGCACUCUUCAAGAAGGUUAUGGGAUCCAGGGUCUUUCCAGCGAGACCUCUGAAUGUGCUUGCUCCGAGCAAUAAACUGUAUACACACUGUGCGAACGCGGUGUCUGGAGGAUUAGCUUUCAUGGUGGUCAACACGGAGGAGCAACCCACCACGAUAACUGUUAAGAGUCUGAGUCGUCUAUCUAGCAGUGACAUUUGGGAAUAUGUCUUAACUGCCCAGGAUGGUCGGGUGCGUCUGAACAACCAGAAACUGUCGCUCAACUACACUCUUCGUCCUCUGGUCAAGCCGAAGGAUGCCAGUAAGACUCUGCAGCUGAUCACGCCCAGCAUGUCCGUGGGAUUCUGGGUGCUCCCGAGUGUCAAUCUUGAGCAUUGUCAAUAUACUGAAAUCGAAGCGGACGAUGCCAAUGCGGAGGCCUCAUCCGAGAGUCGCCGUUCCAGCGGAUACAGCUCAGCUGAUCGCCUCUUGCAGCGACUGAUCGAGGAGACCGCCGUGUCACGAGGAUCGCUCCAAAGUACCAUUAACCGCAAUCGCCGUUUUGUCCUAGAUAAUCCAGAGACGGCAGCUCCCGGAUCGCUGCUCGGUAAGUUGUUGCAGCCCUUCAAUGUGCCACAAGAGAAGGCAGCGACAGGUACAGGGAGCGCUGUUAAGCGACAGGUGACAGAUAAGGUGAAGUCCAAGUCCCAGUCGGUGCGUCCUUAUGAGGCAAUGACCUGGCUAAGACAAGUUAUAGAGCAGAGCCGGGAUGUGGCACAGUUACAGCGACAACGACACCGCCGGAGCAGACGAAGUCCCUCGGAAUACAGUGGUCCCUACUUCUACAAUAGACAUGGCAAAAAGACGGCGCUGACCAAGAAGAUAACAGAGAUACGUAAGCCAGAGCGUAAGAUUAAACCGCUCUUCGAUCUCGCUGAGUUUGACGAAGAGGAGUUUUUCAAGAAAAUGGGUGAGCAGCCGGAGCCACCACCGUAUUCCCGACUUCCCGAGGGAGAUGUCCAUCUCAAGCACAUUGAGUCGCCAGAUGGCGAAGAGAGCGAGAUGCAGCCGGACUCCGAACAGGUCAGUUUCAUUAAAAAACGCCGACCAGCCGUAAGGAGACAGAUGAAAAUUGUUCAACGCUCGCAAGAAGACAGUGUGGAAGAAGAGCCGGAAGUUCCCAAGGAGCAGGAGCGAAGCAAGUUGCGUCUGCUGCCCACGGAAUUCUUCGAGGCAUUGCCUGCACCCGUGUCCAAGCAUGGCAAACGCUUGAAUCUGGGUGCCACACUAAAUUCGCUUCUGUUUCCCGAACCUUUCUCAAGCAAGGGAUCUAUAAGCAAGAGUCAGAGCAAGCUGGAGUCAGAUGCUGACCCGGAUUCUGAGCCGGAUGUGGACCCUGUCAAAGGAGACGGCAACAAAAAGCGAUCAGCCAAGGAAGAUCAUGUGGCCAGCGACUUUCUGCAGGCACAGCGAGAGCUUGGAAAACACUUCCUCAGUCACAUUAACGAGCACGAGCAAGGAUUGCCGUUGGGUGAUGAGAAUGGACGGGAACAGUCACAUGAGGCUGACUCUUUGGAGAGUGAUCUCAAGCCCCGAGCGCCCAUAAAGCAGCUCCAAUCCAAUGACCAUGAAGAGGAUUUCUUUGGAGCCAAGAAGAUGGAGAGAGCGCCCGUUCCGGCACCUAAAAGGCUGACUAAGAAGAUCAGCGAUGAGAGCAUCACUUCCUGGUGGGAUAUGCCGGCACUAAGACGACGACGUGCCCUGCCUUUCAGCUAUUCUGGCGAAGCCCUCGGAUCCAAUGCGAUUGACAAGGACGAUCGAAUGGAGUUCUUGCCCCUGGGACGCAAUAUGUUCUAUGAGUACAAAGUCGACUUGUCCACUGAAAUGCCUUCCAAGAAAUCCACAGAGUCCGAAGUCAUGAAGAUCAACAGUAAAAGAACUCCAACAACGACAUGUCAAAAGGUCACGCUGUCGGACAAAAUCGUCACCACGGUCAAAUCCAAGGUCUCCAAGUUCAUGAGCAUAAUCUCAAGACACAUGAAUGAGUGGUACAAUACUUUGGCGAAACAUUUGGAAACUGAUGUCGGAAAGUCGAGCAGUUCUAGCAGCGGAGGCGAGAACGCCAUAUAGAUAUAUAAUUAUAAACUAUAAAUAUUUAACUUUAGUAUACUGUGUUUAAAUGACACUUCAUGUAAAUAUGUAUUUAUGUACAAUACAAUUCAGCACAUACAAUUGGAAACCAUA
This is a messenger RNA of Drosophila innubila, 3203 nucleotides long. RefSeq lists its product as uncharacterized. Bases 66 to 3089 code for a protein of 1007 amino acids. The record is from RefSeq and is a predicted model, not a curated record. NCBI's taxonomy places the organism in Eukaryota, Metazoa, Arthropoda, Insecta, Diptera, Drosophilidae. Gene Ontology annotation, cellular component: extracellular matrix. The transcript is spliced from 3 exons.